Xyrichtys novacula (pearly razorfish) is the source of this 23683-nucleotide messenger RNA. The record is from the annotation of a GenBank genome assembly. Lineage: Eukaryota; Metazoa; Chordata; Actinopteri; Labriformes; Labridae.
GACGUCGAGGUUAAAGGUCCACAUCACGACAACAACAUCACGGAGCGAACAUCAUGCCGUCUCAGAAUAGCUGAGUAGUUUCGUUUUUGUCUCUGUUUAGUCAACGUAGAGUCGAAGGAGAGGCAUGACAGUCACUGCUGUUUGAUUUGGCAUCGAUAUAUAAGUGAAAUCUUCAGCUAGAGCACCGUUCACAGGUAAGUGACUCUUAGCAUUAGCAUGUUUGUUCGCUGGUUAGGGUUAGCUGCCUGUCAAGCUGUCAGCAUGGUGUUUGGAUACAGCGAUUUAGAAAUGAUCAUGUUGUUUUUGAACAUCAGUAUAGACAAUGUUAAAGGAACCAACUGGCCUAAAUAGGUCUGAUAAGUCGCAAACAUUGUAGAAUAAAAACUCUUCUGUCAUGCUAAACGCAGCUGCAGUAUAAAUGUGUUCUGAAAGUACACACACGGGAAAUUUGUGGUGAUUUCUUCUCAUGAAAAUGUUGUCCAUGAGUCACACUGAGUGUCAGGAACCUUGUCAAACGAGACACAUGUUUGCUCCAGAUUUAAAAGACACACAAAAAAUAAUUGAUCUGCAGGAAUCUGCCAUUUUAGUCGUCCAUUAAUCUUGUGAUUAUUCUGACAGAGAAGAAAUGCUGCACACCCUUGUGACAAUGUAAAUGAUCUUGUCUUACUACUAGGCUCAUAUAAAAUGCUUAAACUUAAUAAGACUGACCAAUGCACAUUAACUUUUUAUGCAUUAGUUAAACAAUAACUUAAAGGGAUAUUCCGGCGUAAAAUUAAGUUAGGGUCAAACACACCAUAACACCAAGUUAGACACCCCCUUGAGAGAUGAAUGUUGCCGACUGCUUGCUCCUCUAGUUAUACCAACUUUAGUAACGACUGCACGAUAGCAAUACACAUCAAUCUACAUCUCCACACACAAACCUCGACCAAAAAGCCACUCUAUAGCCACAGAUAAUGCUCAGAACAGCACCUAACUUCAUCAACGGUACAUAUAGGGUCCCAGCCACAGCACUAGACACCAAACAUCAUUUUAGCUUUGCCUGGUUUCUUUAGCAAAGCGACUUAACAUAAGUCCCCUACUUUCUUCCAGCAGCCGCUUGUUUGUAGCAAGACCUCAGGCCAGUCCAUUAUGGACUGCUGCGGGGUAACGCAGCUCAAGGAAGAACGUAUGAUAAUUUCUUAAUGGAAAUGCAAGCAGACCGAGAUGCUAAGGCAGAAGAAGUAUUGUGUCUGCAGUGCAAAAUUAUUAAUAUGAUGAUUAUUACUAUAAGGAAAUUAUAAAGGGGUGCCUAACUUGGUGUUAUGGUGUGUUUGACCCUAAAUUAGUUUUAUGCCAGAAUAUCCUUUAAUGCCAGUCACUGUAAUUUUGUCUUCUUACUCAGCUGCUAAAACCAGUUUAGUAAAUGGUGUAUGUGACAGAUGUUAAAUAUUCAACUGUCAAAGUAAUACUACGCAGGAUUUUUAAUAGACCAAACACUGGGAAUUAUGUAUUGACACAAGAUCCAUGGGGAAGUAGUAAUGGCAUGUAACAUUUUCGAAUACUUUCCUUCACUUUGAAUUAGGCAAUAAUCAAGAGUGACAAGGGUUUUGAUAUUGUUAAGAGUGUCUCAGUGAGAGCCAGCUCUCCUUGCGAGAUGAGUUUGUGAGUUUGUUCUGCAGCAAUGCUAAAUUCCUCAUUGAGAUGAAAGUGUUAAUGAGCCUCUGUUUAAUGAACCGAAACUGACUGUAAAUCUCUCAUUCAGCAUGGCAGGAGUUUUUGACAUCGACCUGGAGACAGAGGACAUCAGUGACACAGAGGUCUGUACACCAUGGGGAUUAGAAAUACUACCCACUUACUUAUAAGCUGACUAAAAAGAAAGAUAAACAGCUAAUUUGCCUCACUGGAGUUUCUUUGUUGUGUAGACUCUUUAAAAUUGGACACACUGAAAAUGUAAAAUGCAGAUCUCAUUUCGCUUUAGGGCAAAUUUUGAAAAGAUGUACAUUAGUUUUAAAUCACACCUUUGUAUUUUAGAUUUGUCUGGUCUCAUUUUGUUGUGUUUUCUUGUGUAGGAUGAUGUUUGUGACUUCACAGUGACAGAGCCAGAGAAGUAUGUAGAACUUGCACUUAAAUCCAAUGAAGCACAUGUUGAUAAUGAUCAAAAAUUCAUGAAGAUCAACCCUGUUGGUUAAUUUCUGUGUCCUCUUAGUGUCCAGACAGAGGAGGUGGAGUUGACCAGUGAAAGCGUCAACAGAGACAGUGAGAGAGUUGGACCUGACUGCUUUGAGCUCCUUACUGUGCUGGGAAAAGGAGCUUAUGGCAAGGUUUGUGUGUGAUUUUUUUUUUGUGUGUGUAUAUGUGAGCGUUAUGGCAUUUAAACCUUAACAAAGUCAUGUCUUUGUUAAGUUACAGGGACAUUUUUGUCUUUCCACUAACCACAAUUUGAAGAAAGUAUUCAAAUCCCAACCAGUCUGUGUUUUAUGAGUUUUUAUUUGACUUGUACUACAUCACUCAGAACAUGGUGAGGACCCAGACUUGUUUAUUAAAGACAGAUUUAUUGUUGUAAUAAAUCAAGUCCCUCAUAGUUUGUUCACUUUCUGGGCAUGAGUGUCUUUGUGACACAUAUUAUAGUCAUCAUGUUUAACUUUCAAUGAGUCUGUAAUGAUGAUGUCUUGAUAUUGACCAUUAAUAAAACAAUAUUUGAUGUUCAAAGACAAAAUACUGAGUAUUUGUGAUACUCUGUUGUAGGUUUUUCAGGUGAGGAAGGUCCAAGGACCUCAGACGGGGAAGAUAUUUGCCAUGAAGGUCCUGAAAAAGGUACUUGGACAUAGUUCACAGUCCUCCCUUUGAGGUUGGUGCUAGUAAAUAAAAAAAGAUCUGUUCCUUUGUUUUUUGAAAAAUUCACUUAAAGCCAAUACAAAGAUGUAACUUUGCACCAGGUGAUGUCAGUUCCCCAGUGUGAAUUAUCUUAAUGCAGUAUUUGUUCAUCAGCUGAUUUUAUUCAGUUUGUGUGACAUAGUCUUCUUCUUUUGUCUCUAAAGCACAUCAGUGUUAAUCUUCUUUGUACUUUACACCCUGAUGUACAUCAGACAUGGCUGACAGAACUCUACAAAAUGUUGUGUGUGAAUUUUUUUACUUAUCUCAACGUGCAGACUGGUGCAAAGAAGAAUAACAAAGUUUUCCCCCUUUUCCUAGUUUUUAAUAAACUGAUUGUAGUUUUAUGACUUAACAUCUUGAAGUCUUUUCUUUCCCACCCCAUUUUUUGUCCCUUCCUCAACUCUGAUCUGUGUUCACUUUUAUUUCAUAUUUUCAUUUCCAGGCUAAGAUAGUGUGCAAUGCCAAAGACACAGCACAUACACGAGCAGAGCGGGAGAUCCUGGAGACGGUGAGACACCCGUUCAUCGUGGAUCUGCUCUACGCCUUCCAGACUGGAGGAAAACUUUACCUCAUACUGGAGUGUCUGAGCGGUGAGACAUUGAGGAAGAUAUCAGACUCACUUUUUAUCAUUCAGAGUAAAAAUGUUGUUAAAGAGAAGAGAUUUGAGAAAGAAAUGAACGGAGACAUAAAACUUGUCAUUUAACCAUUCUUUUUGUGUUGUUUUCUUCAUCAUUAGGAGGAGAGUUAUUCAUGCAGUUGGAGAAAGAGGGCAUCUUUAUGGAGGACACUGCAUGGUAAGAAUUUAUUUUAUUAUUGCAUAAUAUUUAAAACCAGCAACACUUAUUUUUUUCUCUAUUUUUCACUUUUUCUUACAUUCAGCAAGUGUGCAAGUUAUAUAGUAACGUGGACCAAUUACAUGUCAGCAGACUUUGCUAUAGGCAGAAAAAGACAGUUUUUGUGGUGAGAGCAAAAGCAGACAGGAAACUGUGUUGAAAUGGUAACCCAGCCCCCAUCAGAUUUAUUUAUCUUUAUACACAGAUAGAGAUAGAGAACAGUCUUUUCCAGAUCAAGAUGUUAAGUUUCACAGUGUCUUGAAACUCAAUCAGCAAUUUUCUAACUCCCCAUAGUGUAUCAAAAAUGAUUGAUCAAACAUGCGUUCAACGGAAAAAACAUCUAAAAGUUUUUUUCCUGAAUUAAGGCAGAGUGUAGCCUUUUCGUAAUUUAGCAUUUACAGUAAAACCGAGACUCUCCAGAAACAGAUGAACAAUCAAAGCUCAAGACCCAUUAAUUACGAGGAGGUUGUCUUUUGGAGUCACUUUUCUGAAGUGAGCCAGAAUGCAGACUCUGUGUAACUCACCAUUUACAGUGAAUCUGAGACUCACCAUAAACUGAUGUAUAGUGAGGGAGGAAAGUGAGGUAUAUUUUUGCUAUGGAUGUUUCUGGCUGUGUGAAUUUCCCUUCACUUUUUUUUCUCUGUCACUUCUUGGUUGUUGAUCAGACUAUACAGCAUAGCGCACAGACAGGAAAUGUAACAACUGGCUACACUUCAAUGCCUGUAAAAAGUUUGCUGUCAUUUUAGAGUCUUUGAAAUUUAAUACUCCAAUAUCAAGCAUUAGCUGUUGGCUACUGAGGUCGUCAUGGUUGUAGCCAAGAACCACAGCUGUGUUUCUUUGAAAACACAAGGGUCAGUGUAUGUUUCAGAGAGAUAAGGUUCUCGGUCUAUUUUCUGACGCAGCACGUAAAAAACAACAACAAAACAUUCUCAUUCAGGAAAACUGAAACCAUCUGCUCACUUGCAUGUUUGGAUCCUUGUAAGAAAUCAUAGUUAGCCUAAAUGAGUUUAAAUCUGAACUGUUAUUGAACAGUACACAAACAAUGACAGACUCAUCAGAAUCGUUUCUCUAAAUUCAAUCAGACACACUGUGGAACAUUACCAGAGUUAACCUUUGCUCUUUAGAGCUGCAAACUAAGGCAUUUUUCUUCAAGCUAGAGCACACUCUGUUAAAUGACCUACAGUGCCUUCUUACUAAUGCACAUUUCAAACCCCUGAAUAUGAAGCUGAAAACACCUGAUGAGUCUGCAAUAAAAAGAUGUUGUUCCCUUUCAUACGCCGUAGACUCAAAUGAUCAAUGUCUGUGUGAAGUUUCUAUUUAGGAGAGAUCACACUGGCCCUCGGUCACCUCCACUCCAGCGGGAUUAUUUACCGGGACCUCAAACCUGAAAACAUCAUGCUCAACCACCAAGGUGAUUCGAAACAUACUAAACCAUGUGAUUAAUCAAGUAAUCUUAGCAGAUAUAAGACAAAUCAGCACGUGUAAGAUUUAUAAUUAUCCCAAUGUGCAGAAAGUUAUAAAUGCAUGUUAGAGAGCUUUAGCGUUUAGAUAUCUGUCUGUGAUAGUUUGGAUCUCAUUUCCCUCAGUGAACCAUGUGGUUCAUUUGUUUCCUGUUCUGCAUUAGGCUAAUUUUGUGUGAUUUAGUUUCACUUUUCAUCUAGAUUUAGUUUAACAUCCACAUUUAACAGAGAUACUUUAAACUUCAAUCUUUUUCUUUCUUGUUUUCAAGGACACAUCAAGCUGACAGACUUUGGCCUCUGUAAGGAAUCAAUUCAUGACGGCACUGUCACUCACACCUUCUGUGGCACCAUCGAGUACAUGUGGGUAACACUUCUGUCAGCACAGCGUCAUGUGAACUCACACUCAAAAUUAUUCAUCAUAAUUUUAUACAGUUUUCCUUAAAUCUUUUUUUUUUGCUAGCCAGGAAAUGCCUUGGAAAAGUAUUGAAAUUCAAAAUUUCUAAAGAAUUCAUAUUCGUUUUAUUUCAAUCAUGGUCAUGAGAUUUCAAGGUCAUCUUUUGUGCGAAUUGUAUCAAAUUAUCGCUUGGUUUUGUGACUAGUGACCACAAUAUUAUGUGAUGCAUGUUGAAAUUUGCAGCGGCUUUGUACUUGAAAUGUCAAACAUGUGAGUGAAGACACUUGCAAACAUCAGCAGUGCACCUACAUAUCUGCUAAAACUUACUCAUCAAUGGCUGUUUUGGUAGACUAGGGUGCUACACCCAUUUGAUCUAUUCUCAACAACUGAAUGAGCUAUUUUUCUGGCGUCUUGAUUUACCAGUGUGGCAGGCAGUGUCAAAACAAAGAGGCACAUUUAACCAGCCUAUUGAACAAUAGAUUGAUCUCUGCUGAAUGUGCCGACACUAAUGUUUUCCUCUUGAUAUCCUUUGCUUCAUUUUUACUUCAGUGUCUUUCUUUGAUUAAGAACCAGUCAUUGCCACAUCUGAGUUAAAAAAGUAAACAAGCUGUCCUGAGAAGAGAACAGUUUGUUUUUACAUCACUUCAAGAGAAUAAUCUUGAAUUUUGACGUCAAUGCAAAGGGCAUCAGGAAGAACUGGCAGAGUUUUCAGCUGCUCUAAAAGCUUUGACAAACCUUAACUUUAUGAACUUUAAGUCAUUGAGUUUCCUGUAUGAGAGCAGACCUACUUUGAUUUACUGGCUGUACAAAGGAAUAUUCUUUUUUUUCUUUGUGGGUGACCUGUAGAUGACAUUUAUUGUUCAUCAGUUGCUGGUAAAAAGUUAUUUUGUGUGUAACAUUCCUCCACUAGCAAGCAUUGUCAGUGAGUGCUGUUGGCAGUCUUUGCUGCUGAAUUAAAAACACAUUUGCCAUUGCACCCACUCUGUGAUGAUUAGACACUGCUCUCUUUGAACAUAUAAACAGCCUAGUUUAUCUGUUUUUUUCUCCACUAUGUCAACAGGCUGUCAUUGUAACUGACGUCUGAUGUGUAAAAUCAAAUGUUGGGGUCACUUGAUUAAGGUAUCUCCAUCAGUGUCUAACAAAUAUCUUUAACUCAAAUGUUCAUGCUGUACAGUCAGAGGGCUGCAGCAGACACUGCAGUGAGGGAAGUUACACAAAGUCCUUUUUCAGGAAAAUUAGGCGAAAUAUUCUGAAAGUAUAAGAAGGUUUUGAUAUGUGGUAACCUGUUUCGUCUCCUUUGCUAGGGCUCCAGAGAUCCUGACCAGAUCAGGUCACAACAGAGCAGUGGACUGGUGGAGUCUGGGGGCCCUGAUGUAUGACAUGAUGACUGGAUCAGUAAGUUAGACCUGUGUGAGGGGAAAGUUAAUUCAGUUUGCUGAUGAUGAUAAUGGGAUUUGCCCCAAAUGACGCUACCCAUGUAUCCAUAAAAGGAGGUAAAAGAGAGCGGCUGGAGUCAACAAAUUUAAGACAAUAUUCUUUUGAUCUGAAUCCAAAGUUUAUGACAAGAGAAAAAGAAUGGAAAUGAGACUCGGCUGCAAGUCAGAGUUUGAGAGAAGCAAAAUCUGAUAAAGUAAUACUUAGAUGAAGUCAUUCUUUUUUUUCCUGAAUAUUUGAAUUCUUUUUUUAGCUUUUCUUGGUCUCUAAGGUUGUAUUGAUGAUAUAUAUUUAACACUGAAACAUCAGGUUACAAUUGGUUAGAUCAAGAAACAUUGACUAAGGCUCACGAGUUUCCACUCAGCAACUAGACAAAUAUUUGACCCGUUAAUAUAUAUACAUUUUUUUCCCAAUACGACAGACAAUAGAGAAGCCACAUAUCCUUUCUUGUCUGUUUUCCAGAGUAUUUUUCCCUCACUAAAUGCAAAAACACACUCGUUACUCAUCUGUCCAUUCUGUGCCAUUGUUGAAAUAUAGUGGUUCAAGAUGGUGGCCUCCAUGGAGACGUGCUCCACUGUAGAUAUAAAGGAUUAAUUUUAAGUUGACUAAAACAAAAUGAUUUUUAUAUUCAGGUGAUUGUACACUAGUUCAGACUUAAUAUUCUGACCAAAUCUGUUCUGCAAAGUGCCGCUAAAUACUACAGACUGUACCUUUAUGAUUAUGUUAAAAAGUGUUGAUAUUGAUGAGGGGUUAAAGGAGAGACUCGGACAGAUAUUUAACACAGAUACUUUUUUAUUUUAUUUUGGCCUUUCGUUGGGGGAGAAUAAUGUAUAGGAGCAUAUACACGGUGGGGCCCUCUCAAAAUAAAGCAUGAAUCUCUGAGACUUCAUGUUUUAUCAUUAAAAAGUUACCUGAAGAGCUGUGGAUCAAAACAUUUACAAAUACAAGUGCUAAAAGUGGUAGCAUCCCUGUGAUAAUCACCAUUUUGAUUAGUCAACCUUUCUCUGACGCACUGUGUGCACUACUGCCACCUUGUGGUGUCUGCUCAUGGCUGCAUAUAGUUAGAAACUGCAAUGCAGUUUAAACACCAUAAAUGUUCAUUUUGAACUCCUUUAGCCCUGUGUUUUAACAGCAUGAACAGAAAGAAAAGAAUGGAAAAUAAAGUAAUGGACAGAUAAAUCUCAGCUUGUAAAAAUCAAGCAACAGAAACUCUGAGCUAGUCAGUAUUGCUUUUAGUGAUUGUCCUACAUCCUAUUCACUUUGGCUAAUCCACAAAGCUGCUAACACAACCGAUUACAAGCUGCAUUUUUUUUGCGUGACUGCACAACAGCUCAAUCAAAAAAACUCUGGAACUAUAUUGAGUAAACAAAGAAUUUACAGGACUUCUGGUGCUUUGGCCUCAGAUAACUGUGUGAUAAUCCAAAUCAAAAAUAUCAUUUUCAACUCUCAUCCUAUCUCAUGUUUCUCCUUCAGCCUCCGUUCACAGCUGAAAACAGAAAGAAGACCAUUGAUAGGAUCUUAAAGUGUAAACUUAACCUGCCGCCAUACCUGACUAUUGAUGCAAGGGACCUCAUCAAGAAGGUACACACACACACACACACACACACACGCACAGUCACACACACACGCACAGUCACACAACCAUACGUCAGACCAACAGAGAGACUAAUCCUGGUUUUAUUUGUUAAACUCUGUUCUCACAUGUACUGCCAAAGAAUAACUGAGCUCAUGAAUAGUUUAGUUUGGUUUCAGUGCCUGCCAGUCCUGACAUCCUCCAGUUGUUGUUUUUCUUUCACCAAGUGAGCUGAUGCACUUCAGCUGUUUUCUUUUAUCUCUAGUUUAUCUUUAUCUGCGAGGCUUACGCACUAACCGCCCAGUUUCCAAAGAAUUUAGGAGGCCUGUUUUGGAUUUCAUAUGAGCAUUAAAUUCAGAAGUGGUUUAUAAUCAAAUACAAGACUGAAAUUUCAGAGUUUCACCAGUUUGUAUCUUUGUAUUUUGAUAAAAUAUGAGAUUUGGCUGUUUUAAAAACCAUCACACAGUCUCUGUAUUCACAUUUUACAAAGUUGCAUAACUAACGUUUUUGAAUACAGAGGUACAUUGAAACCUCUGGCCAUGUUUGAUCUCUUGGAUAAUCACUUCCUUUGUUUGGGUAGAGCAUGCCCUCAGUUUUUAUACUAGUUUUUACUCUUGUGACCAAAAAGAGAGUCGUUAAACCUGCAGAUGUUGUGACAUUAAAGUUAAGGCUGCAAAGGGGGGAACUGCCUGUCCUGUCCACAAGGUUAACUAUGAGAAAUAAGACAAAUUUAAGACUUGGCAACAGCUCCCUUAACCAUGGUGAUCUAUGUUUUACAGAAGGUGAAUUAUGAUAUUUGUCAAACUGGGUCAUAUGUAAAUGUUUUUUAUAAUGUGUUUUAGAUUGGCUCCUUGUGUCAUAAGUGCCCACUAAAGUGAAUCCUGUAAAAGUGUUUAUUUGUUUAUACAGAGACCACCAGGCUCAGAUUUUUAUUUUGAGUGUCUGACAGCUCUAUGAAAAUGAGCCCUAUAGAGAUACUCUUGUCGUUUAAGAGUAAAAUGUUGAUGUUGAACAGGAGACAGCUACACUAUCACACUCUGGAAAGCCACAACACUCAUUUUUGUAAAGCUAAUGCUCUACUUGGCAGAAGUUGAUGUUUGUUAAUACCUCAGUAUCUCUGGAGACUUUGUGUUACUAUGAAAUUGUUCAUUAGGAUCUGAUACAGGCUUUGUGUAAAACCUGUUAACACUAGCUGCAUCAUAUAAUCAACUCUGGUGCUCAUAGUCGAGGAGUUAAAAUGACUGUUUUGAGACCCAGCAUUCAAAAAGGUUCAAAAAAGUAUUUCUCUUAUAGGUAAACCUCUUUAUGUCAUGUUUUUGCAACAGAGUCAAAAGUUGAUCAUUUGCAGAUGAAGCACUUUUAAGUUGAUUUACUUGAUUUAGAUUUGAUGUCUCCACCAUUGCAUUCUGUUUGGUUUGAACUAUCAAACAUAAUUCAGCAAAACAAUUCCAAACUUCACACAAUCCAUCCAAGUUUUUGAUCAUUAGGGAAACUGUCACAAAACUUUUGAAAGCAUAUCUCAAAGCUUGACAACUCCAGCAUAAAGUCCUCCAUCUUCAAAGUGCCAUUUUGUUGUCUUCAAAUCUUUUGUUGUUCCAGCUGCUAAAGAAGAAUCCAGCCCAAAGACUUGGCUCCAGUAAAGCAGACUGUGCCGACAUCCAGGUGAAAUCUUUAUUUUCUGCCUCGAGAAUGCUUCACCUUAACAAGCAAACACACCAAACCUGAAGCCUGGUUCUACGAAAGAGGAUUAGGAGGGCCACAAGAAGAGAAAAAAUAGUUACAGGAGGGAGAUUUUUUUAAUUUUCCAUUUUGAGAUUAAAGUCGAAAUUUCGAGAUUAAAAAAGCCGUAAUAAAGUAAUGAUGUACGAGAAUAAAGUUGUUUUAAAAUGAUUACUUACAAGAAUAAAGUCAUAACAAAAUCAUUUCUUGAAGAUGAUUACAAGAAUAAAAUCGUAAUAAAAUCAUUACUUAUUCAACUCAACUUUAUUUGUUAAGCACUUUAAAACAACCACAGCUGAACAAAGUGCUGUACAUAAAUAGACAAAACAACGAGACAUAAAAAACAAACAAGAAUAAAAUAAAAUCAUAAUAAAAUGAUUACUUAGGAGAAUAAGGUUGUAAUUAAAUCAUUUGUUACGUGAAUAAAAUUGUAAUAAAGUAAAUACUAACAAGAAUAAAAUCAUAAUAAGGUAAUUACUUAAAGGAAUAAAAUCAUAAUAAAAUCAUUACAUACUAGAAUAGUCAUAACAAAAUUAUUACUUAUGAUAAUAAAAUCGUAAUAAAAUAAUUACUUACAAGAAUAAAGUUGUAAUUAAAUCAUUACUUAUUUUAACCUGUUGUUUAAGAUGAUAGUUGUUGAAAAGAGAGCCAUGGAGCAUUUAGUGAAAAUGUACUUCAAAAUAGAUUUCUCAAACAAGGAGAUACUUCAUCUUUGACACAUCAGCACCACAUUAUCAUAAGUAUCAUAAUGAUUUUAUUACGGCUUUAUUUUCGUAACAAAUGAUUUUAUCACGACUUAAGUCUCGUUAGAAAAGAUAUUUAUUCUCGUUAAUUAAUGACUUGAAUUUCAAAGUCUCCAUUUUUUUUAAUAUGGCCCUAAUACUCCGUUGUACUGGUUUACAUGUGUGUUUUUAGGAAAUACUGCAGUUUUCUUUUUAAAUGGAAAGUGUACUGAAGAGGUCACUGUUCAGAUAAACGUCCACAGAUGAAGUAUUGUUGACUGUCAAGUAUCAAAGUGGUAACAUUAUCACCUUUCAUCAUAGGAAAUAUUUUUACUGCUAUUCUGAUACGAAAGAUUAUGGAGAAAUUAAUCUGAAGUUAAAAACAUCAUUUGCAGUAUUCAGAGGACAAUGAAGGGGGUGGAGCUGUUUUUAGUUUAGAGUUAAAAUCUUCACCUUAAAGAAUCAGAGACAGUUUUUAGUUGUGACCAGAUGUGAAUGUAAGAAACAUGACUCACAGUUCACCUGCUGUUCAAGGUUAAGUGUUCAUGUCUGCUCAUACACGUGUCAAAUGUUCUGCUUUUGUCCUCUGCAGAAACAUCCUUUUUUCAGACACAUCAACUGGGACGACCUGCUGAACAAGAGAGUAGAGCCACCAUACAAACCACAACUGGUAGGUCAUCUACCGCCAUUCUAUGCCCAUAGUGUUACUAACAUGCUGCUGUGUUAAUAUCCCUCAUGUUACUCCGAGUUACUUAAACACAGCACGCCUGUUUCCCCUUUGGUCUUUGUGUUUCAUUUUGACUGGCUUAAAAUCCUGAUGUAGACACCAGUCCUAUUAACUUUUGUUCUCUAUUUUCCACUGUGGGGCUCAGUUUGGUUUAAAAUCCUGAUGUAGACACCAGUCCUAUUAACUUUUGUUCUCUAUUUUCCACUGUGGGGCUCAGUUUGGUUUAGUUCAUAUGAUAUGGUAUGAUCUUUACUUUCUCCUACCUCCUUUUCAACAAACGGUACGCUUAAUACCCAAAGAGAGGGGUGUCGAUAGGGGUCGUUUAUUUGGGCACUUGUCCCAGCUUUCAAAAACAGAAAUGCAGAACCACAAAUGCACCACAUGUCACUGUUUUGCGCCCAUCAACUUUUCUAUCUCCUGAGUUUGGUCUUUCUGUCUCUCUACAGCAUUCAGAUGAAGACGUGAGCCAGUUUGACACCAGAUUCACCCGGCAGACGCCUGUGGACAGUCCAGAUGAUACGACACUGAGCCACAGUGCAGAACUUGCCUUUGCUGUGAGAUUUGUUUGUCUCAUAUGAUUUAAAAAAUAAUACAUAUAUAUAUAUAUAGUUUAUUGGGACUGUAGAGACCUCAAUCAGAUUCCAGUUUUUUUAAUCUCUUCCUUGUAAAACUAAAUUCACACUGAACAAAAGGACGAGAAAAGAAAGAGGCAGGUUAUUUUUUGUCUGAACCUCAGAACUCUUUUUCACGUCAGGGAACAGACAUGAAAUGGACGGUUAUUCCUGCAAAAUCAGUUCACAUGUGUCCAAACAGUGAACAAAGUACAUCCCUAAAAAGUAUUUGUGUUUGAUUUGGGCAGACUUUAUCAUCAUCAACUUCAUCAUUACUCUGAAGACAAAAUCAAAUACAGUCAGAAACAGCAGCUGCAAACCUGAUUCUGUUUGCUAAAGACAGUCGUUUAAUCUUAUUUUGCACUACAUAAGGGCUUUAGGUGUGACAUAAACACUUGUCAUAUACAUUAAUACAUGUAAAACAGGGCCUUGGUUUUAAAGUUACUUCUUAAACUUUAACAGGGAACCCUCUAAAGUGGUGAUUCUAUAUUUGAACCAUUUUUACCUGCAGGGCUUUACCUACGUGGCGCCAUCUGUCCUGGAGAGUCUUAAAGAAGGUUUCUCAUUUGAACCUCGAUCACGACCUGUACGCCGACACAACAGCAGCCCACGCACACCUAUCAGGUAACACACACCAUGUUAAAAACAUAUAAAGAUAGCUUUUGUGCAGUCUAACGUGAAUAUUACUUUAUUGUACAGCAGAGUAACUAAAACACAACUCUCAGUAAUCCUCACCAGCAGAGCUUGUGUUACUUUUUUCUGCCUUUACUGGAAUAAUCUACCAAGUAGAAAAAAUAAAGGGCAGUAUCAGCUAAUUCUCACAAAUAUAAGCAAUGGGUCAAACAAUAAUAAAACAGAUUUCUAUGGUUUGCAAAUCUCUCACACCUGACAAGCAUUCAACCCAAAAGUGUUCAAAGAUAACAAAUCAAAAGUUGAAACUGAAACAUUUGUUGUUUCAUAAAAAAUUUGUGUUCAUGACAAAUUUGAUGACAGUGACACAUUUCAGAAUGGAUAGAUGGAAAAGGGACAACUAAAGGCUUAAAAAACUUAUGUAAUUCUUCAAAAACAGUUGGACUAAGAGCUUCACCACACUGAAACUUUGAUAGAAAAUAGUUUUAAAAAAAGCAUAUUUCUUAGUGUGAAAGAUAUUGUCACCUUCAGAACAUAAUACCAUCAAAAGAUUCAGAGAAUCUGGAGGAAUCUUUGUACAAAAGGGACAAGGACCAAAACCAGUACAUGGCUGUGAUCUUCAGGCCUCAUUUAUAAAGCUUGCUUACGCACAAAACCUGGCUAGAAAUUGCGUACGCCACUUCUUACGCAAGAGUUGGGAUUUAUAAAAGAAAAACUAGUGUAGGAAUGUGCGCAACUUUAAGCAAACUCCACACCUUGCUUACGCACUUUUUGGAGACAAUCGGAGCAAGGUGAGAAUAGUCCGGGUGAUGCGUUCAGCACAACGGAUGACUCGAUGCAGCCUUUCUGUCCUGAGAGCUGCAGCUGCCGUACCAGGCAGUGAUGCUCGCAGAAAGCACAGACCCCACUGUGGCGGUGUAGAUAGUUUGCCAAUUUGAAUUUACAAAUGUGCAAAAAAAACAAAUUCCAUUUACAUGCAUUUGUUUUAAGUUUAUAUGACUAAAUCUUUUUGGUUUACGAACUUUCACCACAUAAGCAGCGGUGGAUAACGGAGCGUUUUUUUUUUUUUGAACACAUGCACGAGUGUCACACGUGCAUGUUUUUUCUGAUUCUCACCUGUCGCCGCUACGCUCUGAUGGUGCAAAGCCACUUUUUUCUUUGCCUCCACCUUUAGAUCAGACCACUUCUUCUUGAUUUCGGCACAGUUUUGUUUUCGUCUACGUCAUCGUCAACGAAAACAAAACUCCACGUGUUUGCGCGUGCGUGCGUGUGUGUCUGUGUGUUGGAGGAGCACAGCAGGCUGAUGACAGCUGUCAGAGCGGACAGAAGCUGCUCCUUUAUGUUAAGCGUUUAACUGACUGAGUUUUGCAACUCUGGUCGUCAUUUUCGUCUCGUCCCAUCAACGUAAACGCACUUUCGUCUCGUCACAUUUUAGUCAUCUCCGACUUAUGUUUAGCUCGUCAACGUUACGUCUUCGUCGUGGAAGAAAAGGGAAAUAUUUCCGUCAACAAAAACAACCAGUGUUGUUCUCGUUGAUGAAAAUAUUUCCUUUUGACGCUGGUGUUGACGAAAAUAUUUGACGAAAUAUGACGAAAACAACACUGUUUCGGCAACGCUGCGCUCAGUGCCAGCCGCAAUUGCCACCACGGCAACGGCGUUUUUAUUGGUGAUGCCACUCGAAUGGCCGCCGAAUAAGGUCUCCCGUCUCGCCGCCACCUCAUUUACAAGAACCUCCACCUCGAUCUCUGAAAAGUUUCUUUUUCUACGACUUGCUGAUGCCAUGGUUAAGCGUGAAAUGCCGUGGAUCCACCAGGCUUAUUUACAUGCAAAUCACAUUCAUGAGGUAAUUUGCAUGACGAUACAUGGUGAAUUUUGGGUGUGGAGAGGGCGGGGAAGAAUCAAAUCCCUGCUGAGCAACUUUCCAGCUGGUCUGUGAUUUAUAAAGGGAAAGUGCGUGCAGGUGUGCGUAGGCAGGGUUUUAUAAAUCAGAUUUUUUUUUUGCCUACGCACUUUUCAGCUUUUCAACUUAUGUACACUUUUAGUAUGGAUCCUACGCUAGGUUUUAUAAAUGAGGCCCCAGGCCUAUCCAUAGACUAUGUAUAGAAUGGACAGCGUCUGCCUUGCUGGGUGAAGCCACUGUGAAAACAGCACCCUCUGGUGACGGGCUGCAGUAUAGGUCAUAAAUCCCACCUCAUACAGCAAUCCCUAUGGAGCUGUGGACAAACUUUCGAAAUUUAUUACACAGAAUAUACAUUUUUCUCCCACCUGCUUGUGAUGUCGACAUGUUACUGUCAGACUGGUUUGUGCUCAAGUCCUCUUUUUUCUGUACAACUCAAUUUUUCAAAGUUAUUAGGGGUUCAUGUUUUCUAUGAUUGACACUUGAUACAGCCUAUGGGUGUACGAAGAUUGCGUAACUCAACAAGGGGAUAUGCUGUUUGAGCUGAGCGUCAUCACAGCGUCUCUCUCGCGGAAUGCGUACAACGCUACUGCACAAUGUUGGUUUCAGGAAGUGGAGAAAAAACCCGGAAAUACCAAGAGCUUUUCGGCUUCAAAUCCGUAUACUGGCGGAAGGCAGAACCAAGUUGUCCAUAGUAUAUACAGUCUAUGGUCCUAUCACAGAUAGAAAUAACUCUGUAGUGGAAAUCUCUGCAUGGGCUCAAGAUCACUUCAGGACACUUAUGUCAGUGAGCACAGUUUAUUAAAACAUCCGUAAAUGCAGGUUAAAACCUGCAAAGAGGAAAACAUAAAUAAGCAUAGUCCAGAGAAGACACUUCUCUGAGGCCAGGUGGAAGACUGUCCUGUGUUCAAAUUUCACAUUCUUCUUGGAAAUCAUGGGUGCCAUGUCUUUUGCUCUUAAAGGAAAAGGACCUCCUGGCUUGUUAUGAGUGCACAGGUCAAAAUGCCAGCAUCUCUGAUGAUUAACAGAUGUAUGUAGAGAUGUAGAGUUUUCACGUCUAGGAAAGCUGCAGUUGAUGCUGAUCAAUAUCUACAGGUUUAGGAGAAACAUCUGAAGACCUUCAUAUUUAAGUGAGACAAUAACAAACCACAUUCUGCAGGGAUUUCAAAAGUAUGGCUCUAUAGUAGAAGAGUCCUGCUGAUAAACUGGCCUGCCUGCAGUGCUGACUUGUUACCUAUUGAAAAGAUUUUGACAUUCUGACAAAAUAAGUCCAACAUAUGAGACCCUGAAGUGUCCAAACCCCACAAACGAGUGUCCUUGGUUCUGAAAUAUUUACUGGUUACUGGUAAAAUGAUAACAUUUUUCAGUUUCAACAUUUGAAAUGACUUGCAAACCACCAGAAUCUGUUUUUGUUGGAAAUGGGGCUGUUCAUUUCUCACAACUUUUACAUUGUCGUCUUCUUCUCUUGUCUUUCAGUCCUCUAAAGUUUUCUCCAGCUGGACCCUUCAAGUCUAGCAUUGACGGUGAGCCGGAUCUUUUCUCUCCAACCUCUCCACCAGCAGCUCCAGUUCGUACUCCGCUGGAAAACGGAGCUGCCAGUCAGCCGAUCAGGACCCCGGCAAGGAACAAGAAGAAGGGACAUCGCAGAUGAGGAGGACAUCUUGGUCAGGUUGAUAUUUUUAAGGAACUCAGUGAGCGAUGAGAAGCAGAGCUGAGGUGUUGAGUUUUUGCAGCUAUCAUGCUUGUUUGAAGUGGUUUCUCAUAUUCAGUUUUUACUGUGGGGCUUAUUUUCAGAGCUGUCUGCUUGAAAUCGAAACCACCUAUCCACUGGAAACAUGAAGCUUUUACUUUGUGGUGACAAAUCUUACUUUGUGGUGGUAUAUUUUUGUAGAUAGCGUUAAAUCAUAAGCAUUAAUUUAUCUUCUAAACAUAUUCUCUAAAAGUUCACUUGAGAGUUAACAAUUAAUUGCAAGAUGGUUGGAAAUCAGUACUUGUAAGAAGGUGUCAAAUCAGUGAGAUGAAAAAAAACAAAAAUUGUCAAAACCCUUUUCUGAACAGCAGAUGGCGGUGUUUAACCUUAGCAGUCAGAGUUACCAGAGGUUUUUUGGGGGGAUGCUAAUUCACCCAACUUUUCAAUUACCAAUAUUUUUGCAAUUUUCAUAGAACAUCGUGAUCCAGCUGAAGACCUUUUGUGUCUUUUUACAAAAAAAAAAAAGUCAUAUCAAAGCAGAGCAAAACAUGCUAAAUGAAGGCAUCACAAAUUUCAGUUUUAUGAAGCGAUCUCUCUCCUGAAGCUCCAACAUAAACUGUGGGUUACUGACAUCCCUAAAAACUUAGAAAAUAUCAGUUUGUGUAUCUUGCUUUGUGAGUAGUGUCUUAUUGCAUCCUUACUUUACACUUAUGCAAAAAGAUAAAAGAAAAACCACUUGUACAGUAAUAUUUUCAACAAAAAGCACUUAAAAAAAGGCCACACCAUCUGAUUUUCCUUCAUGGACUCACCUGAACCUCGCUGUGAAGAGAAGGUCAGGUGAAUGAUAGAUUAAUCAAUAAGUGUUUCAUUUUUCAUGCUUAGACAAUUACAGCAAGAGGGAAACGUCUGAUUUAUAGUUUUCUGGGUUUGUUAGUUCAUUAAGUUUUAAUUAGUACAUCAGAGUUUGUAUACGGAGAUUGGAUAUUACAGUUUGACGUUUUAAUUAGAGAACUGAUGACUGAUCGUUUGAUUGAGGUCUGCAUUUCUAUUCCAUUAAGGUUGAACUGUGGAAACUGACCUUCAACAUAAAACUUUCAACUCCAAGAGGGAUUAAAAUCUCCUUAAACCUGGGGCCUGUUAUCACAUACUACAGGCCGUGAAUGCUCGAGUGGUACAGAAAGUUUUACUGGAGAUUGCUUCAGACAGCAGCCACAGCAGAAAGUCUAAUCCUUACAGACAGGCUUUUUUCCACUCACGGUGCUUGUUCUGGUUCCUUAAAAGCUCAAGUUUUUUUAAGGCGUCUGACAACAUUAUUUAAAUCAACAUUUUUCAGAGUGAGGCAAAAUCUCACUUUUUCUACCCAAUAAAGCCUUCAAAUCAUCGUUUUAUGGGCAACCAAACUCUGUAGUCAGAACACAGCGGUUUCUAGUUUCCUUAAAUGUUUUUUUUUUUUGUGUGGAAUCAUGUGUCACCAGUGCUUUUAAAGAUAAGUUAAGGUGCCAAACAAUAAUUUUGCAACACACUUUAACACAAGAAAGCUCAUUUAUUUAAGAAGUGAUAUGUAAUCAGCACUUUGGCUGGAAGAGGUACAUAUUUAGAGGUGCACUAGAGCAGGAAUAAGCCAAUUUUCAGCCUGUUAUGAACCGACCAGUUUCUUCGCUGAUCUCAGAUUUUCACACAUGAGCUACAUGUGGCAUGUCUUUUGUAUAGAGGUACACAAGUAACCCAGAUAAACCCUCAAACACAUAAACAUUUACACAUAUGCAAGAAAAACAUUCUUUCAAUUGAAGCCAAUUCAAGUCAAUUCAGAUCCAUUAAAUUCACCUAAAUUUAAUAAAUUUAAGUUAAUUCAGUGCCAGUCAGUCAAUGCAAGAUUCAGAGUAGGAUUCAAGUCAAUUCAGUCCAGUCCAUCUUAGUUCAAUUUAAGUGAAUUAAAUUUAAGUUAACUUAAAGUUUCUGUAAGGAAUUAUUUCACAGGUUAUGAAAUAGACUGAAAUCAAUACUGAUAUCAUUCAUUGACCAGCAAAAGGAAACCAGACUAUCAGCAACAUGAUUGAUAAUUUCUUUAUAGUAAUUUUUGUCUCUGCAAAGUCAUUACAGAGUUUUAGGUGUCACACAAAUCCAUAAACAGCAUUACACAGAAACAGCCUUAGUUUUCAACUUCCAUGGCAAGAAUUGGUAAUUUGUCAGAUACUUAACUGUUAGAAGACAGCAGGAUGAGGUUUUUGGUCAGAAAAUGACACCUGCACUGGUCCUCGUCAAAUCAGUAAAGCCGUCAAGGUACUUCGAUGACCACAGGGGGCGCUACAAUGUACUCAAACAAAAAGUUAAUCGCAGGAGCUUUAAGUAAGUUCAAUUCAUUCAGCACUAUUAUUUAAUUCACUUUGGGUCCAUUUAAUUCAAAUACAUGAAAUUCAUGUAAUUAUAUGUAUAAGUAAAAUUCAAAUCAAAUUUAAGUCAAUUCAGCUAAUUUCUUCUUAGUUCAAUUCAAUUUAACAGAAAUCAAUUCCAGCUAAUUCAAGUUAAUUGAAUUGAAUCAACUUGGAUUAAUUGAAGUAAAUUCAAUUCAAGUCAGUUUCACUCGAGACAAGUUGAGUCAUUUUUUGCUAUUUCAGAAUAAAUCGAUCAUAUUAAUUUGUCAAGUUGUUAAGUUGUUUACUUCAGUUCAAGUCAAACCAAUUCAUUUCAAGUCAAUCCUAUUUAUUUAAAAAAGAAAGACUUCAUCAGUCCUCGGCAGGUUUCAAAGGUUUUAGAGCGGCAGUUCAAGGCAAAUUCAAACAGCAGUUGGAAAAUGAAUAAAACAGAUAGUGCAAGGCCGUUUCCUUACACUCUGAUUUCAUUCAGUCCUUAAACGUAAUGUGCAGAUCUUUAGAACUCAUUCAUUUAACACGGAGGUUACUCUGUGUGCUUCUCCAGAGCCUGAGGAGUAAAAUAUUAAUGAUAAUUUUCUUUGAUUUUUGUAUUUAUUGGUUAAGGUGGAACACUUAGAUGAUAAACUCUGUGUGUGAGCAUAUUAUGAAAAUGUUGGAGCUGCUGUGAGAUGAAGGACUUUGUGGAAACUAUUUAAGAUUCAUGCACAUUGAGAAUAAAAGGAAACUGAACAAGACAAAAAAACUCCUAACAGCCAUAAAUACUAUUCAUUGAGGCAGUUAGAGAGAGUGAGAGUGAGAGUGAGAGAGAGAGAACCUGUUGUACUGAUUUGUUAUUCCUGCAGGAUUCAGGAAGCAUGCAGCUGGAGAGAGUGAGGAGGUUACUUUGAUUUAUUCAUUAAUGAGUCACAUUAAACUUCUCAGGAAUAAGAACAGUAUUCAAGGGAACUUAAAGCAGAAAAUGUAAUGAUUAGAUCAUUUAAUACUCUGGAGAUAUAACAAGACAGAUCAACCAUAAAUCAUGGCUUAAAAAUACAGGAAAACAGGAAGAGUCACAUUUUUUAAAUUUAUGUAGAAACAGAAAAAUUAGACCCCGCAGCUGAAACAUUGAAAAAAUAAAGAACAAAAGGAAAAGAAAAGAAAAAAAACACCACUUGCUAAGAAAUUGAAAGUAAAAUUACUGUUCUGUGAAGUAUUUUGCCUUUGCAAAAACAAGACCUCAUUCUUUGUAUCAUUUUCUGGUCUAAGGAAUCCUUUUUUUCAAAGUUAGCUGGACACUGAGUAAGCACUGCAGCCUUUUAUCGCCAAAUACAAGCUUUUUUAUUAGACAUACUCUGAUUGUAUGCAUCGCAAUCUUCUACAAAACGUAUGAACACUGAAUCACACAUAUUUCCAAUUUAAGGACUUAGGUUUGAAAAUAUUGAAACUCCUCUUCAGAGCAGAAAGAUUUCUGUAAGUUUGUGAGUUGACAUAACCCUUUAGUGAAAUGAAAUGUAUGCAGAAUAUGCUUUUCACCUGAAUGUCAGAUGUUAAUCUUUAGUGUCUUUCUUCAUAAUGGUGCCACUCAUCACUGUUUUUUAACCCUCUUACUCUCAAAAGAGGUUCAUCGCAUCUACUGCCAAAGCUUUGCAACAUCUUAUCCUCAUAUUGUACAAAAGGAACAAUCAUAUUGUGAUAGAAAGCACUUCUGUAUUAUUUAUUUAGGUUUAAAAAAGCAACUUUGUCUUUAUGUCCUAUACUGCAGCCAAACACCAGGGAGAGCUCCAAACAUCUUGACUUCACUAUUGAGAGCUGUCAUGCAGUCUUUUUAAACAGUCUCUUAGUACAAUGUACAGCCAAUGCAAGAUGCUAAAAGUGGUGCUUUCUGAAAACAAAUUCUAAUCUUUUAUAAAAACUUUAUUUUGUUUACUGAACCUUAAGUAUUUUUACAAAUUAAAUGAGGUUAAAUAAUAUUAAAUAGCUAUUGACUGACUAGGUUUCAAAAAGUGAUUGUCAUUGCUUCGCAUGCCUGUAAGACUAAACUGUGGGUUAAACUGAUCAGGUGACACCACUUUCUCUGUUUCAGUAGAAUGUAAUGAGGUUCAUCUAAUGCCAAAUUUCUUUCUGUGUUUAAAUAUUAUUUAAAAAAAAAAAGUUCAGCUCAAAUGUCUUACAGAUCAAGUGAAAUGAAGCUCUUCCCUGGAACAUGUCAGUACAUGUUGUAUUAGACAAUAAAAAAGGGGAAACAAAACAUACACAAGUUUUUAAGCUCUGAAACACAAAACUGUUGAAGACACUGAGACAAAAAUAUAUAAUAAACAUGUGAAUAAAAAUACUUUCAUCUUGGUUAUCAGUCAAUUAAUUGUACAGCUUUCAUGAAUGCCUCUAAUACAGUCAUGUAUAUAUGUAGAGUAUCUUUGUUUAAUAUGAGGUUAAGGAAAAGUGUUAUUGUUUGAAUUGCAGAUUGGACCUGAACCGGAAAAAAAAAAUCAAUGUAAAUAACAUGACUAAGGAAUAGGCCUGGACGAUAUAGAAAAAAAGCAUAUCGAUAAAAAAUAAAUCAUAUUGAUCGAUAUCGAUAAUUAUCGAUAUAAUUAUUAUAAUUAUUUAACAUAUAUUUUAAUUGCAGCCCUGGAUGUUUUAUGCUAUUGCUUAAUGACCUACUUUUAAUAAAGAACACACAAGCACUGAAUUCAAAUUCAAACCUUUAUUCAAUUACCUUUUUUAUUUUACCACAACUGAAAGUUUUUUAAAAAAGAACUAAAAAAAAAAAGAAAUCAACUUAAGUGGCCUGAGUGACAUCAGUAAAUACUGACAAACAUAAAGACUAAAGUGACCAGAAAAUCUGAUAAAUAAAUAUUUAAAUAGUCUUUUGAUGAAAAUAAACAAAACAAACAAAUAUAUAAAUAAACAGAAUAGCUUUAGGUGGGAAUAGCAUACUACCAGUUUUAAUUGUGUGGGAAACUGCCCACAGCCUGGUGUCUGAACACUGAAAUAUUUCUCCCGGGGUCGGGAGAUUUAUUUUUUUUAAUUAUCAUGUGAUUGACUUAAUACGCAAACUAAGCACGAGAAGCAGGACUUAUCCAAGCCGGUGUUGUGUCGUAGAAUGCAUCCCUGCCGAAUGCACCCCCUGCUAGUAGCCAUGAUCCAAAUACUCGCGUCUUUCUAAAAUAUGAGCUCAUUUUCUUCCACUUUAAGAAGCUACACCGGAACGUAUUUCCUCCGCACCCUUCUCACCUUUUCAAUCCCUGACCCAUUUUCAUGCCUGAAGCGCUGUGUUUGAGAAAUACUUGCGGCCGGGCACUUCAUAUCGCGGGUCGAGAGUGGCUAGAAGCUGUUUGAAGCCAGGCUUUUCAACGGUAGUUAUUGGCAGUAUGUCCCUCGCUAUGGAGCAUGUUACUGCAUGGGUGAUGUCCUUAUGCCGCUCGGACGCUUUGUCGUAUUUUUGGCAAGAAACAAAGUCCAGUUUGGUCUGCUUCACAUGCUUUGUGCUGGUGCUGGCAGCGGUUCCAGAGGAUUCCUCCUCCGACGAUGACGUGGAGCCGCGGCGCGGCCGACACAGCUCGUACUCCUGCGGCUGCGACCGGUUUAGAUGGUAAAACAAGUUGGUUGUGUUACCAGACUUGGUUUUUACUAAUUCUCGGCAAAUUUUGCAAACGACCGCUGUUCGCUUUUUGUCAGACUUGCAAAAACCAAAACAUUGCCAUGCUGGUGAACUACUGAGACCUUUUUUCGGGACAAUGUCCUCCGCUUCUCCUUGCUGUAUCAUUUUUUCUAAUACACGUGCUGUCUGUUGUGGUUUGAGAGGGGCUGGGCUUGGUGCCGUAGCGUACCUGGGUCUGCGUUUGUGAUUGGUUUGGAGGAAGUAAUGACUGUAGUAAAAGCUACAUGAUAGGCUAUGAUGAAAAAGAAAGGGAAACUGUGUUUUUCUAUCGAACUUUUUAUCGACCCGUUUUUUUUCUAUCGCACCACACGUCUAUCGAUCGAUAUAUAUUGUUAUCGAAUUAUCGUCCAGCACUACUAAGGAAGUAGUAUUUCAGUUUGUUUGCUUUAUCAUCUGUUUGCUUUGAUUCUUGAACCUGCUGCCCGUCUGUCAUGACUCAAAAUGAAGAAUAAAGAAUGUAUUUACCAAUCUCACAUCCAAAAUCAUGUGUAAUUCAGAUAGAUAAUUGUAUGUAUGCAUGCAGGUUAUUUAUGUACUCCCAACUCUGGCUUGUACGAGUAGGGAUUAUAGUGCAGAUGAGACCGGGGCAAAGAAAAAGAGGUGAAACAUGCCAAAAAGCUUUUUCAUUUAAUGUGAGCAGUAAUUGCCAAGAGAGCCAGCUGGUAAAACACAGAAGUUCACCAGAAAGACUGCUCUUCAUAUCUAGUUUGAAACCAAAUGACGACUUUGAAUUGAACCAUAACCAGGCUCUCCUCCUUGAGUUGUGCCUAAUUUAACCAUAAUGUCAUAAUGUGGUCACAGUUUGGAUAAGUGUAAACAUGAUUUUUUAGCACGCAGUCCAGUUACUAUUGACCCAGCUUUGGUGUGCUGCAAAACAACUGUAUGGAGCACAAAACCAGGCAGAAUUCUAUCCUCCAUUACAACAUCCUGGCUUCCAUCUGAGAUCAACAAAUCUUCUCGAUGCUGUGCCAGAAAAAAACAAAGAAAAAACAAUCAGUGUUCAGAUUUCGCUACUCCCUGGGAUGCAUCAGGAUUGACUGAUUUGACCUUAAAUAGGCCACUAGUAGAAAGCUUGUUCUCUUCUCUUCUUGAGGACAGACCUGAGAGAGUUUGACUCACACAUCUGCA